AUGUGCUUUGCACACUCCAAAGGAGCAAGAUUUGUGCUAAAGGGCAAUGUAUCAGUGAAGAAAAUCAUAGAUCCAAAGAAGAGAGCUGCAUGGAUUGCAGAGAAGGUGAACCUGACCAAGACUCAGUACAUGGAUGGGAUCAACUUGGACAUUGAGCAGACAAUACGUCCACAUACACCCGAGUAUUACGCCCUAACGGAUCUGGUGAAGGAAACCACAGAGGCCUUUCACAAAGAAAUCCCUGGAUCUCAGGUGAUCAAGCUGCUUUUACUUACAACCAGUCACCAAGUUUAA
This is a messenger RNA of Staurois parvus, 294 nucleotides long. Lineage: Eukaryota; Metazoa; Chordata; Amphibia; Anura; Ranidae. The record is from the annotation of a GenBank genome assembly.